Messenger RNA from Mya arenaria, 3164 nucleotides. RefSeq names its product fizzy-related protein homolog. The coding region runs from base 168 to 1634 and encodes 488 amino acids. Gene Ontology annotation, biological process: positive regulation of ubiquitin protein ligase activity; positive regulation of anaphase-promoting complex-dependent catabolic process; anaphase-promoting complex-dependent catabolic process. The transcript is spliced from 13 exons. The record is from RefSeq and is a predicted model, not a curated record. Lineage: Eukaryota; Metazoa; Mollusca; Bivalvia; Myida; Myidae. Gene Ontology annotation, cellular component: anaphase-promoting complex. Gene Ontology annotation, molecular function: ubiquitin ligase activator activity; protein binding; anaphase-promoting complex binding.
AAAAACAGUCAACGGUAACCGAAUUAUAUUUUUCGGACAAAUACAUUUUGGAGUCUAAACUUGCAUUUGAUUCCAGUAGGAGCAUGGUGUAGCAGUUUAAUCCAACAUGAAGAAGGAACUAAGUAUCAACAAGUAAUUAACAAGAAAAAGCAGAAUCUACAUCAAACAUGGAUCCUGAAUAUGAAAAACGUCUACUUAGACAACAAAAUGGGGGAUCUCCAUACUCAUCACCAUAUUCUUCGCCACUGUCUCUCAGCCCAGGAAGUCCUAUGUCAUCACCGAGUAAAGAGAAAUAUGGGGACAGAUUCAUACCAGCAAGAUCUGGAGCUGCCUGGCACAUCAACUUCAAUCUUAAUUCGGAAAGUCCAAGACAGUCUCCAGUUGCCAGUAGGAAAGCUCGAGAAGUUGCCAAUGACCAAGCUAAGGACGGCUUGGCCUACAAUUGCCUUCUGAAGAAUGAGCUCCUGUCAGCUGGUAUUGAGGAUCUAAAGGAUCAGCAACCAGAUGAAAGAAGAAUUUUAGUUCCAAAAGAGAGCAAGAACUUGUUCAGGUACCAUGUGCCACGUAGGAGCUCAGACGCUGAAUCAUCUCCAUACUCCCUUUCACCUGUGGGCAGCAAAAGUCAGAAACUACUGCGCUCUCCAAGGAAGGCGGUGAGAAAGAUCUCCAAGAUACCGUUCAAGGUCCUAGAUGCCCCCGAGCUACAGGACGAUUUUUACCUGAACCUAGUGGACUGGUCCUCCCAGAAUGUGCUUAGUGUCGGCCUCCAUACGUGUGUUUACCUGUGGAGUGCUUGUACCAGCCAGGUGACGAGACUAUGUGACCUGUCAGGAGAUGGAGAUAAAGUGACCUCUGUGUCUUGGGCUGAGAGGGGUAACCUGGUGGCAGUUGGCACACAUAAGGGCUAUGUCCAGAUCUGGGAUGUGGCUGCCUCCAAGAAAAUUAACACACUGGAGGGACACAGUGCUAGAGUCGGAGCAUUAGCUUGGAAUGGGGACAUGCUGUCAUCAGGCAGUCGAGACAGAUUGAUUCUUCAGCGAGACAUUCGCACCCCGUCUGUUGCUCCUGAGCGUCGUUUGACAGGGCAUAGACAGGAAGUGUGCGGCCUCAAAUGGUCCCCGGACCACCAACAUUUAGCCUCUGGUGGCAAUGACAAUAAACUGUUUGUGUGGAAUAUGACAAGUGUUUCCCCUGUACAGACAUACACAGACCACCUGGCAGCAGUGAAGGCGAUAGCCUGGUCCCCACACCAGCAUGGGUUGCUGGCCAGUGGAGGGGGCACUGCUGACCGGUGUAUACGAUUCUGGAAUACGCUCACUGGACAGCCCCUCCAGAGCGUGGAUACAGGGUCCCAAGUGUGCAAUCUGGCUUGGUCCAAACACUCAAAUGAACUGGUGAGCACACAUGGCUACUCCCAGAACCAAAUCCUAGUGUGGAAAUACCCCUCCCUUGUCCAGAUUGCUAAGCUCACAGGCCACUCAUUCAGAGUAUUAUACCUUGCAAUGUCACCUGAUGGUGAAGCCAUAGUCACUGGUGCUGGGGAUGAGACUCUCCGAUUCUGGAAUGUAUUCAGUAAAACCAGAUCCAACAAGGAAUCCAAGUCAGUGUUGAAUCUCUUCACUCGCAUCCGAUAGACAGCCUCACCCCCACCUUCAUGAUUAUUCACUCCAGUUUUCAUCCAUGCACCACUCAUUAUAAACUUUGAUCAUGAAAAAGUUGGGAUAACUUCGUAAACGGCAUUGACAUUAGCAUUUUCACUUGGUCAUGAAUCAUGCAGAAUCAUGUAGAUAAAUGAGAAAGAAAAUGUUCAGAAUGUUCGGUUGAAUUAAGUAUUAGAUUUUGUGAAGAUGAAUGCAGGAAUUUUAGGGCGCAGAUGUUCUUAACUGUAAAUUGAUUUACAUUUUUUAUAAUGAUGUGUAAUUGGAAUAUUUGGCCAAGUGCUCCAACCGUCUUUGUUUUUCGUCGAGAUUUUUAUCACGUUUUUUGGAUUGUGCAAGUCACAAUGGUCAGUUUUGAUAACAAAUUCUUUUAGCUUUAUAUUUUACAAGCAUUUAUAAAUAUACAUCAUUGCAUUCUUUUGAUAGGGGGCUUUUACUAUUGAUUUAUAUGGGUUUAAAUCUUUAUUUUGGAUAAAGAUAGGGAAACAUAAAUGAAACUGCAAUGGGAAAACUGUCUCCAAAAAAGACAAAUAUUAAAAUAAAUGCCUUGUGAAUUAACAAAAAUUGUACACCGUAUGGAAGAAUUAAUAAACAUCCAAGACUAGAUAUAUAUUUUUUCUUAAAUUCGUAUCAUUUAACUGUUCUAAAAAUAUUUCUCUAUCAGACUUUUUGAAGAAUUGUUGAUUUUAUUAUUUUAUUAUGUCUUUUAAAAUGCAGAUUUUUUUUAUGAAUGUUGACUAUGAAACAUACAUUUGACAAACUAACUGAAAAGACUGGAUACAAAUAUUUUUUUCUUCUGAAGUAUUAGUAUAUAGAAAACAAACAUGUUUUUGUUUACUAUUAUUUAAUUUAAUAAUGUGUACAUGUGGUGUGAAAAUGACAUGAUAUUGAUAUAAUGCAGCCUUUUUUUGUGUGGAAAUUUGGUGGUUCUCUCACAGCAUCAAAUAUCAAUACAUCUUGUGGCUCUAUUUAUAACCAGUAAAGGGGUCGAUGCUUGUAAUACAACAUAAACCGACUGUGCAAUAAUCAAUGAGUUGUUCUAGUGAAGAAUAACGUAUGUGUGAUCAUUUAAUUGUAGUUAGAGUACAUGUUGACAUUUAUAUUGUAAUUAAAGUUUAUUUAUAAUUGUGUUGAUAUUUGAUAAUUAUUAUUCAUAUCAUUUUUUUCAUUUAUCUUAAUAAGUUUUGAAAAAUUGACAAAUAACAAAAGCUUGAGAAAAGUAAACAGUGAGUUAAAGUCUUUGUAAAUAUUUUAAUAUAGCUUAGAUAAUUUUAAAAUUAAUUGGAAUAUAGUCAAAUAAUUAUAUAAAGGUCUCUGAAAAUGAAAAACAAUAUGUAGACAUUUCAAUGGUAUCCUAUUAUUCUCUCUAAACACUCACAUUGUGUAUUUGAGUAAAACAGUUAAAAUUAAAACAAAUUUUGUUUUAUUUCUUAUGCUCCUUUUUUGGUUUGUUUUUUAGAGAUUGUUUAUUGUCAUGUAAGUUAUUAAUAAAUAUUAGAAAAUUCA